AUGCAUCUCUCUCGCCUCUUCCAGGUGGCAUUGCUUGUCGGCUCCGCUUCCGCCGAAGUGAUGUCUGCAACAUUCAACUCUCUUUACGACGACCCCUCGCGCUCUUUGAGUGAAGUCACCUGCUGGAGGAAGAACAUCGGUUUCAUGCCCAACUUGGACUGGACUCUUCAACAGGAUGCGGCUGGAUUUAUCGGCCUGGAUAAGGUUAAUGGAUUGAACUCUGUCAAGUGUUUCACUUGCUGGAAACUCAGCUAUGAGGGCAAGACUAUAUCGCUGCUUGCUCUUGAUGGUGCUGAGUCUGGAGUUGUCAUGUCUUUUAGCGCUUUGCAAUUUCUCACAGAUGGACGUGCUCAGGAACUGGCUCGAGUCGACGUCGAUGCUGUUGAGGUGGAUACAGCGGAAUGUGGAUUCCCAGCAAGCAAGCUGCAUGCAUAUGAUUUCUAG
Molecule: messenger RNA, 444 nt
Organism: Trichoderma reesei QM6a
Lineage: Eukaryota; Fungi; Ascomycota; Sordariomycetes; Hypocreales; Hypocreaceae
Exons: 2
Coding region: 1-444 (147 amino acids)
Source: RefSeq, a predicted model, not a curated record